Molecule: messenger RNA, 1581 nt
Organism: Galdieria sulphuraria
Lineage: Eukaryota; Rhodophyta; Bangiophyceae; Galdieriales; Galdieriaceae
Product: myb proto-oncogene protein, plant
Exons: 1
Coding region: 97-1419 (440 amino acids)
Biological process (GO): regulation of DNA-templated transcription
Cellular component (GO): nucleus
Molecular function (GO): RNA polymerase II cis-regulatory region sequence-specific DNA binding; DNA-binding transcription factor activity, RNA polymerase II-specific
Source: RefSeq, a predicted model, not a curated record
AUUGUUGGAAAUGCAAUUGUUGUGGUCGAUUGGAGAGCUCGGCAAAGAAAAUAGUUUGUAAUCAAGAGAAACUUAUAAAAGUCGUCUGGUGUUCUUAUGUCAAAGUUUAUAUAUGCAAACAACCUUGAAGACGUUUUGGAGGAAGAACGAGAAGGGUCCAUGUCUUUGAAGGGUUUAUGGGUGACUUCGUGGAACAACGCCUUGGGUCAGGAGUCUCUUGAACACAAGUACGAUGACAGAAAGAAAUUGUUGAUGGACACUGAGUUUGAAACAUCCCCUGUUUCUUCGGGGUUUAACUCCACCAAUUCUUCCACUCACGGAGGUAACUUAUUUUCCCCCGAAGACUUUGAAAAGGAUGGUUUGUCUUCUUUUCCAAAGGCUUUGGAAAGAGACCAUAUUGUGAAAGGUACCUGGACAAAGGAAGAAGACAAACUUCUUUUGAAGCUUACUUCUUUAUUUGGUUCUCGAAAUUGGUCAGUCAUUGGAAAUUUUUUUCCAGGAAGAACUGGAAAACAGUGUCGUGAGCGUUGGAUGAAUCAUUUGGACCCCAACGUUCGAAGGGAACCAUGGACCAAGGAAGAAGACGAAACAAUCAUUCGACUGCACCAACAAUUGGGAAACAAAUGGGCUGCAAUGGCAAAAGUACUUCCAGGUAGAACGGAUAAUGCUAUUAAGAAUAGAUGGAAUGCCACUCUGAAAAGGUUGGUACAAGAGAAUACAGUUCUUUCAGGGUCUCGUAUGGAUGUUCUUUUCCACCGUGAUGAUAACAGCUGUAAUAGAAAGCCCAUAUUGUUGGAGAAUUCACAAGAAAAGGAAUAUUUUUUAGAAAAUGGUGAAGAUUCCUCAGUUUCAACUAUCAGUAGUACAGAUAUGAAAUAUAUUAGUAAAGGAAAGAGAAGAAUAGAAUAUAAUGAAGAUACUAUUCUUUCCGUAGCUUGCAAUGAUACGUUGGAAGGAGAUUCUCGUUUACUUAACGGUGUUUCAAAUGACAGUUUGGAAUAUCAUGAUUUGUCAGUCGUCGAAGAUUCAUAUCACCAUCGAAACAUGAAACGUAUAUGCUCUGCUACAGAGUUGAGAGUUUUUGAUACAGGCGGAUCGAUACAAAGGAAACACAACUCUGUUGAUGAGACGGAAACUUCGUUCCUUAGCCAUUGGGAAGAUUCCCGUUUACGUUUGAAACGAGAUGAAAAUAGAGAUAACUCCUAUUGCUUGCCUUUGGAAGAAUCAGAAGUCUUUGUGUCAAAGCAUACUUUUCCUUAUGUGACUGAGGAUGACGAUUCUGCCAUGAAAAGUUGUUGGGAUCAUCUGCAAGACGUAUCGGCUCCCUCAGCAGUGGAAUACGAAGAGGACUUUUCUUCUUGGUUUGAUAUAUUUCCUAGCAUGGAUUGUAAUGAUCAGUUUGUUUUAAAUGAGUUGUAGUUUACUUGUUUGUUGUCUUUUGUUAUUGCUUGUCUACGUUAGGCUUGACAUUCUUCUUGCUGGGGAAAAAGAAGACAUUAUUGUUCAAUCUAUUAUUGAAUUUCGUUUUCUUUGUUCCUUGCAAGUUCAUUGCUUACCAUAAAAAUAAUUACUAUUUUUGAA